Hermetia illucens (black soldier fly) is the source of this 980-nucleotide messenger RNA. RefSeq names its product chymotrypsin-1-like. The record is from RefSeq and is a predicted model, not a curated record. Gene Ontology annotation, molecular function: serine-type endopeptidase activity. NCBI's taxonomy places the organism in Eukaryota, Metazoa, Arthropoda, Insecta, Diptera, Stratiomyidae. The transcript has 2 exons. The coding region runs from base 39 to 812 and encodes 257 amino acids. Gene Ontology annotation, biological process: proteolysis.
ACCGACGAACGUGAUACACUUUCUUAGUUCAAGUGAACAUGUCUCCGCUUAUACUCGCACUUGCGUCCGUUUUUAUUCUGAGCUCUGUAAGUUGUGUUAAUCAUCAUCUACACAUAGCCGGCGGAAAAGAUGCCAAAAUUGAAGACUAUCCUUAUCAAAUUUCCCUGAGGGAUUUAAGGAGUCCUUAUCUGCACAUUUGUGGCGGAGCUCUUUACAGGACGAACGUCGUAAUAACUGCCGCCCACUGCGUCUACGGCAGGCAAGAAACAUAUCUACAAGUUCAGGGUGGAACGGCUGACCGAAUGCUGGGUGGAGUUAUUUCCAGUGUUCAAAAAGUGCUCAUUCAUCCCCAAUUUGAUUAUGAUCGACGCUUCAACGAUGUGGCGCUUGUGUACCUAACAAAUGCAUUCCUUCCUAAUGGCAAUCAAAUUGCCACUAUUGAAAUUGCCAACAGUUCUGAAAUGGCAAAUACUACAAUGGCAAUAGUUAGCGGAUGGGGAAAGGAAGGAAGCAAUACACAGUUUUCACAAACAUUAAAAUAUUUGAAUGUGAAUAUUAUGCAGAAUCGCGACUGCAAUGAGGUCCUUGGAGGAAUCACUGAUAAAAUGGUGUGUGCAGUACAAAGUGCACCCUCUGGAACGUGUACAGGAGAUAGCGGAGAUCCACUAGUGAUUGAGGUAAAUGCGGGGAAAGCAACAAAGAAAAAGUUAAUUGGAACCGUAUCGUUCAUCUCGAGCGGGGAAUGUGCCUUUGGGCAACCCACUGCAUACAUGAGAAUGGAAUCUUACAAAAGUUGGAUUGAUACCAAUUAAAUGAAGAGCUGGUUCAACAAUAGUAACUGCAGUUAUCAUUCCUAAGAUGCGGAGCUCCAGGAACCCCACAAUGUGAAACCAGGCUAUCCAAAAAUUCAUUCAGCAGCUUAAAUUAUUCAUACGUUGUCAAAACUCUAGAAAAAUAAAUGUUCAAUCUUUUUUAUGUAA